Prunus armeniaca (apricot) is the source of this 477-nucleotide messenger RNA. NCBI's taxonomy places the organism in Eukaryota, Viridiplantae, Streptophyta, Magnoliopsida, Rosales, Rosaceae. The record is from the annotation of a GenBank genome assembly.
AUGCGCUUGAUUGAACCUAUCAAUUCCCGUGCCACGUAUUAUCCCGCGAUUGAGAGUAGUGCUGAUGGGCUUGCCCUGGUUGAUGAGUUGCGUGUAGCCGUGUGCAUGGCUGCUAACCUUUGUAUUCAGAAUGAGGGGAAAAACUUACAAACCUCAUGGAAUGAUUUUGCUAUUGAUGUGUGGAAAUUAUUGUUGAAUGUGUCUAAGGUGUCUAGCCGUGAUCAUGUAGCUCUUACUGCUAUUAAUUUUUUGACCACCCUUAGCACAAGCAUGGAUCAUAAUCUUUUUGCUGGACAUUUAAUGAUAACACAUAUUUGUCAGGACAUUGUGAUCCCAAUUGUGAGGUUGCGGGAUGAGGAUGAAGAACUGUUUAAGGUGAACUAUAUUGAGUUCAUUAAGAGGGAUAUGGCAAGUGAUAUUCAUAUUAGGCAGAGGAUUGCAUGUGAGAUUCUUAAAGGGAUAGCUACCAAUUAUUAA